UGAAGUGAUAAAGGGAUCUAAAACUCAAAUUUUGUGUGGACAUCAUAAUUGUACGACCCGUUCAUAUUUGUUACAUGUGUACAUUGUGAACCCCCAAACCUGGACGUAUCUGGCCGGAAUCUUAUGGUGUACAACUGUGGGGGAAGGUUCGUGUGGGGAUCAAUCUGUCAGCUGACCUGUGCUAAUGGGAACCCCAUACAGGGCAGCAGCUCCAUUAGAUGUGAGAAAGACGUCGCGGGGAGUCUGCGCUGGAAGGUGUUGGGAGAUAGACCACCAUUUUGUGAAGUCGCGACUUGUGGUAAACUCAAAUCUCCUAGAAACAGUAUAACCUCCUGCGUGGCCUCAUCGGUGUGGGAGAUAUGUGUAGUGACGUGCCCUGAAAAAAUGUCGUACCCUGCCAGCGUUCCGUCCAUCUACCGAUGUCAAAUCUCGUCAGGUUUAUGGCAGCCUUACGACUACGUUCCGGAAUGUAAAGCGGCCUCAGACUACGAGAGCGUUCAGAUCGAGGCUGUGUUCAUGUAUUCUGUCGGGUCGUGUAGCAGCAGUACUGACGUCAGCGGGAGGUUUUUAAAUCGUCUGCUGGCCAGUGACCUAGCCAGAGACUGUGGACACUCAGGGUGUAACUUCACCAAUGUCAGGGUCGACUGUGAACCUGUAAAUGAGAACAGACGGUCUGCUGAGUAUAAGAUUGCUUUAAACGCUGAAAAAAUCUUGAUUAUUGCUGUAACGAUUGAUCUAGUUCGACUCCCCAACAAGAGUCAUGACGCUGGCCUCCUGGACUUCUACCAGUCGAUGGCCAACUCUAUAGACGACAGUCUGUACCACGAGGAGGAGAAGGGCACGUUCAGGAUCCCUGAGAUUGGCCAGUUUGAAGGAUUCCACUCUAGCAGUGUCAAAUACCUGUGCCGCCCUGGCACCAAGUUCCUCUACACAACUAUGCUAUGUGCUGGGUGUGGUCCUGGCCACAUGUACGACAACACAACCAACAGCUGUAGAGUUUGUCCUAAAGACACAUACCAGGACCAGGACAUUUCCUUCAGCUGUACACCAUGUCCUAACAAUACAGUGACACAAGCUGAGAUGGCCACGUCAGAAGCUCUGUGUUUGGACCUUUGCAGACCUGGCCAGUUUUCCAACAAUGGAGUCCAGCCGUGUGACCCUUGCCCAGUUGGCUCUUACCAAUCCAAAUAUGGGAUGAAGUCAUGUGACCUCUGUCCAUACGGCAUGUCCACCGUCAAUAAUGAAACAACUGUUAUUGAUGAUUGUAUAUUUUUCAACACCCGACUUAGCGAGACCACCUCCCAGGCAGCCAUACAAAUAUUUGACAAAAUUCCAACGACCUUCACCUUUAUGACCUGGCUCACCUCGGCCUCCACACUUAUGACGUCAUCAUUGACCUUCUCAUUGGGGUCAGACCAGGACAACUCUACUGCAGCAUUUUUAGCCCUGGACAAAAUAGUUCUAGCCAUCCGUGAACAGAGGGACAUUGGAGGGUUAAAAGUUAUAAGGAAAUGGCACCACAUAGCCCUCACCUACAAGAAGGGAGCCGUUAGGUUUUUUCUCAACGGGGAACUGGUCAGUGAACGGUCACGUGUGAGACUGUCUCGGCUGUCUCAGAAGUCUCUCGUCUUCCAGAAAUCGGCAGAAGUUAACGCUGUGGUAGUGAGUGGCCCCCAGCUGACCACCAGCUUCUACACAGAGCUCCAGCUCCGAGAGUUUGCCACUUCCUGUCACAAGAAGGUCAAGACAAAUCUACUGGCCAGAAAACCUUGGGAGUUUCUUGCCCUUUCUCCCAGCACUUGCAACGACUUGAACUUGUGUGACGGCGAGCCGUGUGGUCAACACGGUACUUGUAUCUCUGGUCUGGACACGCUUCAGUGCUUGUGUCACACGCCAUGGUCCGGGGAUCGAUGCCAGGUGGCUCCAGACUUUUGUGCAGACAACUUGUGUGCUAACGGCGCCACCUGCGUCAAUCUGCCAAAAAAAAAUACUUACAAAUGUUUCUGCGCUCCAAACUUCAUGGGCAAGUUGUGCACUAACCUUAGAAGACAGAAAAAUCGUGUCCGCCAAAAUGCUGGGAUGGCAUUAAACUAAUUUCGUAUUGCAAAUCAUUUAACUUUCUCUCUUACAUUUUUUUUUUCAUAUUUACUCUUCCUUAGAAAUUUUUAUUGCACUUGUAUUUUUCCACAUUGUAAUGAGUGGUAUGAAUGUUAUGUCACAAUCGUUUUUAAAAAAAUCUUAGCCACUAAUUGUGAUUAAAUAAAAAAGGAUUCUUUUUUUAUUAAAUUAUCAAUCAAAAGUUGCAAAAAUAUGCAAAAUAAAAAAAAUAUUCCAUUUCCUUUUUUUAAAUACGUUAUUUUAUUGUUUUAACAAUAUAUCUCUAUGUUUCAUUAUAUCAUAUAUAUUUACUAUCAUGCACUUACUAUUUAGUUUUAUUCUGCCAAUGUAUCUUAAGCUUAUCUACUCAUCUCUGUUAACACUAUUUUAACUCAAAGCGUUUGAAUAAAGGUAUUGCUUCUAUUUUGUUCGUUUGUUAUUCCUGAGGAUAAACAUUUGAUAGUGGAAAAGUAAAAAAAAAGGACAAAGGACUGUU
Messenger RNA from Physella acuta, 2593 nucleotides. Its product is annotated as sushi, von Willebrand factor type A, EGF and pentraxin domain-containing protein 1. The record is from RefSeq and is a predicted model, not a curated record. Gene Ontology annotation, biological process: signal transduction. Gene Ontology annotation, cellular component: cell surface. NCBI's taxonomy places the organism in Eukaryota, Metazoa, Mollusca, Gastropoda, Physidae. Gene Ontology annotation, molecular function: calcium ion binding.